AUGAAACCAGUGUUCUCAUCAUAUAACCCUGACCGACAUCGCCAACAGCGACGUCUCAAUUUCACCUCUUUUGAUCCAACGCAUUCGUCACUUUCAUCGCGCUGCCAUGGAAGAUUUAACUCCAUCCUUUUGAUUUCGACCGAGACGGAGAAACAUUUACCUAUCAGAUCUGCUCCAAUGGCGUCUUCGACAGUGAUAGAUAUGAAGAGAUACGAUAUUAAAGUGGAGAACAAGGAUGAUCAUGAUGAUGAGAAGUGUCGGCGUUGUCCUUGGUGA
Messenger RNA from Vicia faba (fava bean), 276 nucleotides. The record is from the annotation of a GenBank genome assembly. Lineage: Eukaryota; Viridiplantae; Streptophyta; Magnoliopsida; Fabales; Fabaceae.